UUUCGUCUCAUUGGGACUACGUGAUUUCAAAGCCAUUGAGAUAGACAGCGGGCAUUGUAUAAACAAAAAUAAACUGCAUUUUGCCCCAUAAGACCCCGUACAAAUAAAUAUAUAUCCAAUAAAAUAUGACAUCGGCAUUUUCAAGUUCAGAUACUGCCGUAUUAGAAAGACAGGCAGAUUUGUUAGACGUUGAGCGAGAAGUUUCGCUGAAGGAAAUAUGGAGUGAUUCCCAACGUGAAACUUGUUUCGAAUGGAUAAAAAGCAAUGGCUACAAAAGAGUUUGUCUACAAUUUCCUGACAGCUAUCUGAAAUGCAGUGAAGCUAUUGCCGCAAGUAUUAGACAGGCUUUUUCUGCGGCAGAUGAAGUUAAGACAUUUAUUUUGGCCGACACAUCAUACGGCAGUUGCUGUGUAGAUGAGAUUGCAGCGGCUCAUGUUGAUGCUGAUUCGCUGGUUCAUUUUGGCAACGCAUGCCGAAGCAAAGUUUCACGAUUACCAGUACUUUAUUUGUAUCCGAAAUUCGAAUUAGACUUGGAAAAGUUCUAUACCUACCUUGAAUCAUAUAGAGAGCACUCAACAUCAAAGGUGGUCACUAUCUACCUAGAUAUUGGCUAUCAUCAGCUACUUAAUAAACCGAGUUAUGAUGAACUGAUGGAAAAGUGUAAAGCCCUAAAAGCUAUGCGUUUGGACAUUAUCACUUAUUGUGGAGAUAAAUAUGCUACAAUUGCAGAGGAUGGACAAAUUUCCCUAAUAACCAAUGGAGACUACACCGAAGAAGUAGAUGAAUUGGACUCAAAUAGAAUAUGUUUAUUUGUUGGUUCGGAUAACCAGCGUUUCUUUAACCUAUCACUCACCACCAAAGCUGAGAAAUGGUUCAUUUAUGAUGUGUUCUCGGCAACGGGUAGGGAAAAGAAUCCCCUAACGGCCACAUAUAUACGACGCAGAUAUUUUUACAUAGAAAAAUGUAAAGAUGCCCAAACAUUAGGUUUAAUUGUUGCCACACUUACUUCCAAUGGUUAUUUAGACGUUGUUAAACAUCUACAGACCAUGGCCAAAGCAAGGGGCAUUAAGACACAGAUUAUCUCAGUUGGACGCAUAAAUCCAGCUAAAUUGGCCAAUUUCUUGGAAAUUGAUUGUUUUGUACUUAUUGGUUGUCCUUUUAACAACAUGUUCGAAUCGAAGGAAUUCUACAAACCCAUUGUAUCGGUGUUUGAAGCCGAAAUGGCAUUAAAUCCAGCCUGGCAUAUGCGCUAUCCAGAAUCAUAUGUAACAGAUUUUAAAGAUCUACUGCCUGAAGGACGUAGUUUCCUUGAAUUCAAUGCCAACGAUAUAAAUCCAGAAGAUGUUAGUUUACUUACCGGGCGUAUGCGUUUUAAUGGUACCAAUGGAAAUGAUGUUGAAACGGCUAAUCUCUCGGCAUUGUCGGAACAGCAACAAACAAUUGCAACACAGGCCAGAAUGGAAGUAAUGACAACAAAUACUGGUUUGACAUUUGAAGAUCGUACAUGGCGUGGACUUGAUCCAGCGUUGGGACAAACUGAACCAGCUAAAAUCGAAAAGGGUUUGAGUGGUAUUCCAAUUCGCUAUACUCAUGAUUAGGAUGCGAAAUGGGAAUUAAGUGGUUAUAAGUACUUGUAAUUUUUAAUUGGAUUGAUUUUGCUUUUCUAUAUAAGUUUUCUCAGAGAUUUCAUUUUUUAUUUCGUCCAAUAUGUCUGUUCUAAGAUUUCCACAUGAUUGUGUCUAUAUUUUAUCGAUAAUAUAAUAAACUUUUUUUUGUAAUAA
This is a messenger RNA of Musca domestica (house fly), 1781 nucleotides long. Its product is annotated as 2-(3-amino-3-carboxypropyl)histidine synthase subunit 2-like. Gene Ontology annotation, molecular function: 2-(3-amino-3-carboxypropyl)histidine synthase activity. The transcript has 3 exons. Bases 126 to 1598 code for a protein of 490 amino acids. The record is from RefSeq and is a predicted model, not a curated record. NCBI's taxonomy places the organism in Eukaryota, Metazoa, Arthropoda, Insecta, Diptera, Muscidae. Gene Ontology annotation, biological process: protein histidyl modification to diphthamide.